UAGCUUCUAGUGAAGUGCUGCUGGGUUGGAAGACGGGUACGGGGGACUUUUUUUUUUAUAAAUAAUAAUAAUUAUUGUUCGCACACUCUGCCCGUUUCCAUCUUCUUAUCCUGGCGAAAGGUUGAACGGUUAAAAUGGAGGCGGACAGAUCCGGCGGAGGACCAAACCCGAGCUCCGGAGGUGGCAGCAGUAGCAGCGGAGCGGGGCGCAACCCGAACGGGCCCAAAGCAGCACCGGGCCCGGGCAUGUCAUCGGCGGGGACCGGGCCCAUGGCGGCGGCGGCGGCGGCCAUGGCUGGACCGUCGCAGUCUCGGGAGUUACAGGACGGAGACGCCGCUAUGACUCUUCCUGGGAUCCUGCACUUCAUCCAGUACGAGUGGGGACGUUUCCAGGCCGAGAAAUACCGCUGGGAGGCUGAGAGAGACGAACUCAGGGCUCAGGUGGCGUUCCUACAGGGUGAGAGGAAAGGGCAGGAGAAUAUGAAACAGGACCUGGUUAGACGGAUCAAAAUGCUGGAGUAUGCCCUCAAACAAGAGAGGUCUAAGCACCAAAAGCUGAAGACAGGAAAUGACCAGAGUCCCGGAGACAAGAAACCAGAGACAGAGGCAGAGCAACUUCCCAAUGGGCCAGCUGAGUCAGAUGCCGAGCCAGCCAAUCAGAUGUCCUGGAAGGAGGGACGUCAGCUACUACGCAAAUAUCUUGAGGAAGUGGGCUAUUCAGACACCAUUCUGGACAUGCGUUCAAAGCGUGUACGCUCCCUGCUUGGCCGGAGCAGCCCUGAGUCUAACGGACCUCCACCAUCUGAAGCCUCCCCUGAGCCUGAGCCCCGUGCAGGUGGAGAGUCCUUGUUGGUCAGACAGAUAGAGGAACAAAUCAAGAGGAAUGCGGGCAAGGAAAGCUCUAAAGAACGUCUGGGCGGCUCAGUGCUCGAUAAGAUCCCCUUCCUGCAUGGCUGUGAGGAUGAUGAUGAAGACGACAGUGACGAGGAAGAUGACUUCCAAGGCAUGACCACCGACUGCAUUGAUGGACCUCGAAAGAACAAGAAGUCUCGUGUAAAGAUGGGUUCAGAGCCUAUGACCACAGACCUGGACCCCGAAGAUGAGGAAGAUGAAGACGACUCUGAAGAUGCCCUCAGUGAAUUUGACUUCCUGGGCUCAGGGGAGGAUGGGGAGGGGGCGGGAGAGGCCCGGAUCUCUGGGGACGGACGGGAGUUAGAGAACCGCAGGAACAAGUUACAAGGCAUGAUGUCGGACUUCCCCCCUAAACCUACCCCGCCCCCCUCUGUAUCGGGACAGGCUCGUGCCGGGGAAGGUGGCGCUCUGGGUUUCUCCUCUGAUGUCUUCAUUAUGGAUGCUGUUGGAGGAGGAGACAUGAACCUGGGUGAAUUGGCUGAUCUCACUGUUGCCAACGACAACGAUCUAUCCAUGGAUAUGCAGGAUAACAGAGAGGAGUUUAAGAAGACAUGGAACCCUCGUUUCACACUACGCAGCCACUUUGAUGCCAUCCGCGCGUUGACCUUUCACCCCAGCCAAGCAGUGUUACUCACAGCCUCGGAGGAUGGAACACUAAAACUGUGGAACCUCAACAAGGCCAUGCACUCCAAAAAGAACGCAGCAUUAGAUGUCGAGCCCAUCUACACAUUUAGAGCGCACAGUGGUGCGGUUCUGUCACUGACGAUGGGCGAGGAUGGAGAAUCCUGCUACAGUGGUGGUCUGGAUGGAACUGUCCGGUGUUGGAAGAUGCCAGAUCUCAAUGUGGAUCCUUACGAUAACUAUGAUCCCGGCAUUGAGAGCAGUGUGCUGGCCGGACAUGAGGACAGCGUGUGGGGUCUGACUUACUCUGCGGUCCACCAUCGUCUUGCCUCAUGCUCAGCCGAUGGCACCAUUCGCCUCUGGGACCCCCAGAACUCGUCUCCCUGCCUGUCUGUCUUCAACAAGGAGAGAGAGCAUGGAACGCCCACCUCAGUGGCCUUUGUGGCCUCUGACCCCAACCAGGUUGUGGUGUCAUUUGACGGCGGUGAGACACUGCUCUACGACCUCAACACAGAGCAGAGCAUCACAGCACUAGAGACACAGACCAAGGACGGCAGUGAACUAAUUAACCGUGUGGUCAGUCACCCAUCUGAGCCCGUCUCAAUCACUGCGCACGAGAACCGCACCAUUCGCUUCCUGGACAACAAGACAGGUAAAGUUGUCCACUCAAUGGUGGCCCACCUGGAUGCGGUCACCUGUCUUACUACAGAUCCUAAAGGCACUUACCUCAUCUCUGGCAGCCACGACUGCUCAGUCCGCCUGUGGAUGCUCGACAACAGGACGUGCGUGCAGGAGAUCACGGCCCACAGGAAGAAGCACGACGAGGCCAUUCAUGAUGUGGCCUUCCACUCUUCCCAGCCCUUCAUCGCCAGCGCCGGCGCAGAUGCACUUGCAAAGAUCUUUGUCUGACAGCACUGUCGUCAUUCUGGGACCCACAACCACAACCGGGCCAAAAGAGACUGAAGACUACAGUGGACAAAUUUCACCUGCUCACACACAUACACACAACCACACUCACAGACACACAUUUGUCCUGCACCCCACUGGCUGGGUCAUUGCCACAGGACGUCACCUCCCCUCAAUUUCCUCACCGUUUUAUGAUGCCUCAGUGACUUCUUGUAAUACUAAUCACACCGCUUUUUUAUAACUUUAAAAUUCUAGCUGCUCUGUUUUCAAAUAAUCAUGUUUGGAUUAACACUUUUUCUACACUACAAUAUUCAGUUCUGCUUUUUUUCAGUCUGCUAAUGAUUAUUACACAGCACUGUGUGUGUGUGUGUGUGUGUGUGUUUGUUUGUGUGCUUGAACUGCUGACACACUACUCUCACAAUUUGUGUUGUAAGGAGAACCACCAAGGAAACACUCGCCCUGCACAGCACACGCAACGCACAAACGCAUCACCACAUUUCAUUUGAGAUCUUCUUUUAAUGGUGAACAGAUGUUAAAUUGCUUGUGGCUAACAUACGUAUGUAGGCAUGACUUUAAAACAGUAAAUGUUCCCAGUGUGAGCAGACAACACUUGACCAAUCUCUGCAUCGGGGGAAUCAAUGUAUUACAUUCCAAAGACUCCAGAGAGAGUGUGUGUGGUGUUGUAUUCAAAGGUUGGAGAAUGUUAAACUUGUUGCGUGUGAGGAGGCACUAGACAGACGCUAACCAGUGUUGAACAAAUAGCUUUAAUUUCAACUUUAUCGCCAAGUCUCAAUGUCCGUCUGAGUAUUUUCGCGACCCCAUGAUUCUGCCUCUAUUUGUGUAUGCGUGACAUUAAAUGUCACUCUGCUGUACAAGAUAAACAUAUUUCCACAAAUGGAGGGAAUAUUAUCAUCAUCAUCAUCAUCAUCAUGAUCCAUUUCUAUAGAUGUACAGUUUGAACUCGAUUCUGCAGGCUGAUGCUCUCACACCACAUUUACUAGCUAAAGAUAGAUAUCAUGAGAGCACAGUUACAGUCUGUAGACCAGAUGGGGUGUGAGGCCAGUCUGUAUGCUCUCAGCAAAUGAUGCUUGACAAUUGUGUCAUUUGCUGCUUUUUACUGUACAUAAAGUGUGUGUGUGUAAGUGUGUUUGUAUAUGCACUAGUUAAAUCACGGUGCUAUGAAAGACCUUGUUAGUCUUGAGUCAGAAUCAGGGACCUGUUUUGUGUGUGUGUGUGUGUGUGUGGGAGUGUGAGGAAGAGAGACCUACAUUGAGUGAAUCAACUUUUUAAAUGACAUUUCAUUGUUGAAUCAUUUCAUUAACUUGUACUGAGAUACUGUGUGGUCACAUUUCAGAAUCAACACUCACUGUUGUAUGUUUCUCAUCAGAGGAUUGUGAAUAAUGUCGGCCCUUAUUAUUUCAAGCUUGAUGAGUGUAUAGAGCUGAUCUUAGUGAUAAUACAGCGAGGGCCACCCGGGCUUAAAUAGCUUCUUCAGAAGAGAGAGCUGCUUUUUCAUUUCAUCUUCAAGUCAGCUCCAGUUUGUAGGCUCGUCAUUAUUUAUUCCACCUUCACUUGUGUGUCAAGGUGAGGUGCCCUCUUGUCAUAUAUGACGUGCAUCAGUUGCACAGUAGCACGUUACCCGGUGAGCUAAUGGUGUGAAGCUGGCCUCGUGUGUCCAAAGAGGCAUGCUGGGGAAAAGGGGGGAAAAAAAGAAUGAAGUUCUUUUUUGAUUUCAGUCACUUUUGUCAUUUGAGAUAGGAAAAUAAAGAAUCUAUUGAUCUAAUGUGUGUGGGGUUCAGAUGUGACUCAGAACUGCUAUUCUGAACAUAACCCAGUUAUUGGAUAGUUGUAGUGGUAACAUGGUUCCUUUUUUAGAGAAAAGAGUGGCAAGUCAUGGACUACAGUCGUAGUGCAGGAAUAUAUUUAUAAUUUUGUAAACACCUCGCACUCAUCUCUCUUUCUGUGCCGCAUUGUGAAAACUGUAGGACGCAUGUUUGUUGUCCCUCAACAGCUGACCUGACUUCAAAUUACUUGACAGGUAGUUUUAUCUUAUUUCCUUGAGGAUACUGGUCAAAUCUGGUGUUAAAUCAGUUGGUUAAGGGGCACCUCCACCUCUUCAAGAUUACAGGGUCACACAAGGAGUCAGAGGUUAGAUUGAAGUGUUCAAAGUAGCCUAGAGGUAAAGACUCCUCUCCUAAUCACUGGGGACACUAGCAUUCAGAGUUUUCUUUUUUUCUUUCUCUCAAACAGGGUGGAGGUUUGUUCUCUGUCUGGAAUUAGACUAGAUAAUAUCCUGCUUUGACACAAAUCUGCCAGAAGAGAGCAACUAGGUAGAAACACGUUAUUGUACUGCUGCUGGGCAUAACUGCCCUGUUGUCUCAUUUAACUACUAUUUGGUUCCACGACAUCUAAUUUUGGAUGCACUGGUUACAGACGUGGUGCAGACAUAAUGUUUUGCAGGUAUUUCUUAUUUAAUCUAGAGGAACUGUAAGUGUGGAACAUGCUGUGGCUCACAGUUAUUUGCUGGUGAGAGUUACUGAUGGCAACUGAUGCUUUCUUUUCACUCUGAGCUACUGCAUCCUCACUCUGAGAGUAUAGACAAAUCAGUAUGACACAUCAAAAAAAAAAAAAGACGAAAGAAACAGAGGUUGUACAUGAUGACUAGAGAUGCCAUUACAUGCUGUAAAUGUCCAUCAUUUCCUUGUUUUUUUUUCUUGCAUUUCUUUUCAUUGUUUGAUUAUGAAUAUGAUUAUUAAGAUGUAAGAAUACUGUAGUAUCAUAAGUGAAUCAUUCUUCCUUGCUAGGCAUAGAAAUUGCUUGUGAUUGAUAAUGGCAAUGUAUAACUUGUAAAAAAGCAAAAUGAUUUAAAAAACCUGAAAAAUUGAGAAAACAAACAAAAAAAAAAAAUCUGUACCAGUCAGAGGCCAAGGUAAAGGACUCAUUUUUUGUGUUUUUAUUUUUUUAUUAGCAAUUUAUCACUGUGUGAUAUUUUGUACAUCAUAUUAAGCUGUAUUCAAACAAUUUCCUCUAACUACAAGGGAUAAGAGACCUGCUUUUUAUUAAUUUUGUUUUAUUAUAUAUUUUUGAACUGCAUUCUAGCUUGUAUCAAAUGACUUUCUCCUUUUGUUUUACGGGUCCCCUGUUGUAUGUCAUUAAGGAAGAAAAAAAGAAAAAAUGAAGAUUUUGUAC
This is a messenger RNA of Scomber japonicus (chub mackerel), 5627 nucleotides long. RefSeq names its product striatin, calmodulin binding protein 4 (gene strn4). Gene Ontology annotation, cellular component: dendrite. The coding region runs from base 135 to 2441 and encodes 768 amino acids. Lineage: Eukaryota; Metazoa; Chordata; Actinopteri; Scombriformes; Scombridae. The transcript has 18 exons. Gene Ontology annotation, molecular function: protein-containing complex binding; protein phosphatase 2A binding; armadillo repeat domain binding. The record is from RefSeq and is a predicted model, not a curated record.